Molecule: messenger RNA, 900 nt
Organism: Morchella sextelata
Lineage: Eukaryota; Fungi; Ascomycota; Pezizomycetes; Pezizales; Morchellaceae
Exons: 1
Coding region: 1-900 (299 amino acids)
Source: RefSeq, a predicted model, not a curated record
AUGCCUCAGCGAGAGAGUCAGUUUCAUUUGUCUAACUCCUCCCGUCCCUCGCAAAACACCUACAGAGAAACUUCCUCCCGUCGGAACACCAGGUCGUUUAGCAGGGACAGACGACCGACCACCCAAAGACAUGUACGAUCUUCACAGGAGAUUCCAAGCACCUUUCCACAUGACUCAGCCAGACGAUUGCCUACGAGAUCGUCACAGGCGCGAGGACAAGAAACGGAGUCUGAAGACGAUGUCUCAGGAUACGGGGACCUAUCACAAAGAGCUUCACAGAUUGAUUUACAGCUUCAUGGUGAGAUGUAUUUGACAAAAGACGGGAGAGUCAAUGCCCGACAACCUACGAGCCCGCCACUCUCAAGCCUACCACCCCAGGAGUCUCAAUUUCAGCAAUCCUCGUCGAGGGAUACGUUACCGUCGGCCGCACGAAAUAGACAAUCUGACGCGAACCAGCCGUAUGACACUUUUUAUGCCUCCCCCGGGCGUAGUAAUAGGUCUCCUACCCGUCGAAACGCCUUAACUAGUCAGACACAUACUCACUCCGGUCAUCAAGCUUCUGAGUCUAUUAGAACAUCGUCGGGGGGGACCCGCCCCGAAGCCCGUCGUCAAAUUUCUGAGCUUUCUAGACCGGCGUCGAUAAGAGCCCCUUCCGAAGUCGUCAGGAGUACAGAUUAUGCUAGUGGCAGCGGCGGUGGGUAUUCUGGAGAGUCGUCGUCACAAAAUCUACUAGCGCCGGUAGACCCUACCGAUCCCAACAAAACCAGAGCUCUCCGACAUCGUAGCUUAGGGCAAUUCAACAUUGAGCUGAGGACUCUAAUCGAAAAAGCUGGGUGGCAUCUCACCAAAGAGACACUAUUCAAAAACCCGAUGCCCUAUCACGGGGACUAUAGGCGAUAG